GUCGGAACUCGGGGUCAUUUCCUGGGAGAAACAAGAUGGUGCUAGAAUUCACAUCUGUGAAUUAACAUUAUCGUUACAUAUUUAUUUCGCGUUUAUCAAUUACUUGUUAAAGAAAGUCAAGUAAAUUUCAACCGAGAACGAAAAAUAAGCAAACGCGGUUUUCAAUAUCCGAGAUAGGAUUUAUUUGUUUAAAACAAAAAAAUAAGAAAAAUAAAAAUGCAAGGUAUCAGUAUGGUAGAACGACUCGGAUUAGGUCCUGAAGUCCGCGAACUCAAACUUGGUCCCAGUUUUAUGAGCAGCAGUUCCAAGUUUCACACCCUGAAAUAUGAUUUUAAGCCUGCGAGUGUUGAAAAUUCCAAAGUGGCCAAAGUUGAUGUGGGUUCAGAUAAUACAAUAACAGUCACAGUUCCCCAUUUGGAUGGUGCUGGUGCUCCCCAAACUGUGUUUAGAGGUUCUCAAAGACCUUAUAAUAAAGAAUAUGUUUUAAUAGUUGAUAAGAAUACUGGAGAUAUUACAUUGGAGAAGUUAACUGCAAAUAUUCAAGUUAAAAAGACACGAGCGGAGCCUAAACGACAAGGUAAUGGUAACUCUGCACCUGUUGAGGUCAAAAGAAGCCCUACGUAUGGCAGGGCUCAUGGCAGAACUAAAGUUAUCAGUGGAAAAAAGAAAGAACCUUUGCUUCAAUUGCAUCCAAAACAGAGUCCGCAACAGGCAUCACCAUAUGAUAAAAGAAGUCCACCCAAUACAUCUACCAAUAAUUUGUCACCUGUGCGACCGUCAAAUGGACAAUCAACCUUGGCCAGCUUGCCUAUGAUUGGUGACAAUGAUGAUUUUGCGCUGUCUACACCAAUGGUGCCUGUAUCUACACCAAUCAUAACUGUUUCUCCGCCAGGUCAAAUACCAAAUACAAAAUCGACUACCUUAGAAAGUGAUUCCAGUUCAAGCGGUUCAAGUUCCGAUAGUUCAAGCAGUGAUUACGAAACUGAGAAUGUCCCAGUGCCAACACAGACUAAUGGAUAUUUAAAUGGUACAACAGCGUCGCCUACCUUGUUCAUGUCGGAUAAUCUCUUAAAUGAUGAUCUACAGUUAUCGGAAUCAGAAUCUGAUUAAUAGUGAUUUGUCGAUAGAAUUAAAUUGUUUAAACAGUCACUUUAUUAUUUGCGUUUAACAGUAUCUCUGUUAAUAAUACAUAUAAUAAUAAUUACGAUUAAAAAAAUC
Molecule: messenger RNA, 1218 nt
Organism: Nylanderia fulva
Lineage: Eukaryota; Metazoa; Arthropoda; Insecta; Hymenoptera; Formicidae
Gene: Eaf
Product: ELL-associated factor
Biological process (GO): transcription elongation by RNA polymerase II
Cellular component (GO): super elongation complex
Molecular function (GO): transcription elongation factor activity
Source: RefSeq, a predicted model, not a curated record